Molecule: messenger RNA, 681 nt
Organism: Microthlaspi erraticum
Lineage: Eukaryota; Viridiplantae; Streptophyta; Magnoliopsida; Brassicales; Brassicaceae
Source: the annotation of a GenBank genome assembly
AUGUUCUGGUCGAACGGGUCAGGGAUUGACCGAGAGACGAAGAGUCCAGACCGAGCGGAUCAGUCCGGAGGAUUGAUCCAAAUGUUCGAGAAACGGUUAUCUCGCACCGUGGGCAAGAAUCCGUCGACUGUGGUCAAAUCGCGGGUGGUGGAUCGGUGGACGUACAGCCGAACUGUUUGGACUGAACCGGAACGUGAAUCAUUGGUGGACCGAGAUCGGCAGAAUGGCCAAGCGCCCAAACCGCGCAGUCCGGCUGGCCGAGGAACGAACGUUCCGCUCGGCCAGAAUCUCAUCCGUCCGUCUGAAGUCUCGGCCAAAGUCCAAAACCGUUCGGCCGAACGCAUCACGACCCGGGAAACUAAGUCCCGCGGUCGGCCACGCCACAACCGCUCACGCCAAUGCCGCGCACGACCAUGCCGCGCGAGCCGGGAAACAAAGCCUCGCGGCCGCGCAACCUGUCUCGCGUACCACGGCCGAUGCGCCGUCCGAGCCGGGAACUACGUCCCGCGUCCGGCCGAGAAUUCAUCGGCCAAUCUUCAUCCGUCCGACCACAGCGGCCGACCACGCAUCCGUCCGGCCACGACCGUUCCGAUCGUACUAGGAGCGGCCAUGACCCGAUCAUCCGGCCGAUCGUCCCGACCGACCGUCCGAACGCCGCGGUCGACCCGAAGCCCGUUUUGA